Molecule: messenger RNA, 816 nt
Organism: Colletotrichum gloeosporioides
Lineage: Eukaryota; Fungi; Ascomycota; Sordariomycetes; Glomerellales; Glomerellaceae
Exons: 4
Coding region: 1-816 (271 amino acids)
Source: RefSeq, a predicted model, not a curated record
AUGAGGCGGCACGCCCGUCCAAAAAAGACCCUGCCCAGCAAAGGACUGGAAACACUAUGGAUUGCGUUGCUGUCAAAUGGGCUCAUUCCACGAGUCGAGCUGAAGCACACAAACAUUGCCCCAAAGAUGCAACAAAUUCUCGGCACGAAAACAAGGUGGUGGUUCAACAGACUUUGGGUUAGCCACACCCCUUGGUUCCCGCCUUUUGUGCCGAUCUUGCCAAACCCGAUAAGCUCUAAUUCGACAACGGCAGGAACCACACUAAACGACGCUUUGUGGAAUACGUGGAGUCCUCCGCGUGAACCAAGGAUUGCAUUGGUUAUCGCCGGCGGCUUGGUAUUUCAAGCAGUUACAAGUGUUGCGAACGGCCCAGAGCCGCCAGUAGUGGUUGGAACGGUCCGACUUCAGUGGAAAUGCUCGUUCGGAUCGUGCGGGCGCUACAAGGAACUAGAAACCUACUUCACCCAACCCCAAGCUCGCACCAGCGGGGGUUUACCGACAACUCCAAACAGCCCUGGCGGUCAUGGAAGUUUCAAUAACCCGAUGGGUAUGCCGAACUCCUCUCAAACUUCGUGGUUGUGCUACAAUCCGUUCUUAUCAGGCUCGCUCACAGUCUUUAACAAUAAGCAUCAGCAAGUAAUAAGCAGUAUUCCAACAUACACACCGUCGUUAGAACCAACCUCGCGAACCACUAUAGCUCCUGACGUGCGCGAACAAAUAGCGUCUUACGCCCAAAGUCGCACAUUCAAGUUGGACAUAUCCUCACACAAUAUCAAAUCGGAAAAAGGUCUGGCCACAGCGCUGCAGCAGCAUUAA